Messenger RNA from Archocentrus centrarchus (flier cichlid), 1949 nucleotides. RefSeq names its product heat shock transcription factor 2 binding protein (gene hsf2bp). Gene Ontology annotation, cellular component: cytosol. NCBI's taxonomy places the organism in Eukaryota, Metazoa, Chordata, Actinopteri, Cichliformes, Cichlidae. The transcript is spliced from 9 exons. The coding region runs from base 822 to 1733 and encodes 303 amino acids. The record is from RefSeq and is a predicted model, not a curated record.
UUGAUGUUGACAACUCUGAGGUUGCUCUGUGAAGAAGAGGCUUUCCUUCACUGUGUGCAGUGAGGUUUGGGUUACUCUGAGCCUGCAGCAUGAUGAGAAGUUCACACUGAGUCAGUGGAAGGAAAAAGAAAGAAGAAGAAAGCAUUUGUUGAGAACUGUUAACAAACAGCUCCCCUGUAAUUAAUGCAUGCUUCUUUAUGUGUUUAAUUAUUACAGUAAGAAGCCUCCUUCGGUUUGUGGUCAGCAGGAUGCAGUAACUAGUUGGACUGAUGAUGAAACCACAGCGUUCCAGCAGGAACUUGCAGAGGGUUGAAUUUGCAGCACAGUGCUGCUCUCUGCUGAUACGAGUCAGCGGCCUCUCUCAUCCAUAUAUGACUCCAAUAAGAUCUUAUUUAAUGACACUCUGGAUUCUGCUGUUUUAGUGACUGUACCCUACACUGGUCGUCACAAUCCACAGCAAAAAUAAUAAUGAGAGAUCAUUUAUGCACUUGUAAUGAUUAGAAGUGGUUGUAUUAAAAUCAUUGAUUCAGUAAUUACACGGCCCAACCCGAAUGACCCUGUUCUAUUAAAUCAGAGUCCUGGAGCCUCACCUGCCCAGAAGCCACCUGUCAAAACUGAGGAGAAACACACCAAGACCACGUGACAGAGCAGCUCAGUGCAGCAUCAAGCCUCCCAUCUGUAAAUACAGGCUGUGACAGCGGGAGUACGACCUCAUCAAGCCGGGAGUUUUUAAGGGGUGUAAAUCUGAGACUGGCAGCCAUAUAGAUGAUGGCUUUGUCAGAGUGACGCAAAGAGAUUUACAGAGGUUAACCACAGAAGUCAUGCAGCUUCAAGACUUCCUGCCCCGAGUCCUGAAUGCGGACCUCAUCGAAAUGGUGCACAGAGGCCGAACAGCUCAGACAGUGAAGGAGCACAUUGUAAAGGAGCAGGAGCAGAUGCAGCAGGAGUGUCUGCACCUCCAGUCCCGGCUGGAUGCUGUGCAGGCUGAGUGUCAGACAGAGAAAGAGGAGAAACUGCUGCUGCGUGAGCAGCUGCAGCAGCAGGCAGACUUCUGCUCUGAUCUGGGAUCAGCAGCCUGCGGUCUGCUGUGGAGCUGCUCUGUGAAGGAGGACACGGUCUUACUCUGGCUGGCUGAUGGGAAGCUGCAGGCCUUCCUUGCUGUAGCUGCUCAGACUCUCGAGAGCUUUGUCAAGUCUUUGGAUGAAGACAUGACAACUCAGACCGACGACCACAACUCCCAUGAGCUCCAGUUCGUGUUGGCGGUGGCUGGGACCAUUACCAACAUAGCAGCAGUGACGAAGGGGCGGGACUUCCUGUCAAGCUCGGCACACGUCUUGCUGGACACUUUGAUGAAACUUCUGAAGCUGAUGAAGCCUGGUAUCUUCCCCAGACUGAAAGUGUUGAUGCUGAUGACUCUCUAUAAUGUGAGCAUUAGUCUCCAAGGACUGAAGUACCUCAGUGAGAACCAAGGACUCAUCCCUCUCAUCUGGACCCUGUUAGACGAUGGCCAGUGGGAGGUGUGUCUGCACGCUCUGCGUCUCCUGCAGUCACUGUUGUUGGAGGACGAUGUGUUGCUCCGGUUGGGCCCCUCACUGCUGGAUCCAGGCCUCCACGAUCGGGUCAGCAGGCUCGCCGACAGCGUGCAGCCCGGCCUAAGGCUGAUUGCUCUGCAGACCCUGAAGGACCUUCAGGCUCUUCAGCAGGGCCGGGCCUGUGAGCAGAGCGGCGUCUGACAUGUGAGCAAAGAGAAGACGUGGCCAUCGAAGUUAAACAUGGUUAUUAAAGUGAAGAGAAGAGUCUUUCAUAUCGACUCAUUUCUACUCGUUUCUACUGGUUUCACUGUUCAGUGCUGAGUUUUCAUAUAUGUUCACAAUCCUGUGCAUUGUUAGUUCUUAAUGUGUCUGCUAUCUUAAAGAUGGAACAGUACAGGUAAUGCAUAUUAAAGAUGA